AUGGCGUCGGGAUACGGAAUGCACGGCGGCCCCGGCCGCUGCUUUCCCUUCUGGCAAGAUGUCUUCGCUUGCUACGUCGUCAAUACCACCGCCGAAGACGACUCGGGAAAGAAGAAGUGCGCAAUGCCGCUGGAGGACUACUACGAAUGCUUGCAUCACAAGAAAGAGCAUGCGAGAGCCCUUGCCAUGCAGGCGGCCCAGGCUCGAGCCGAUACAGCCACUCCUCGCGACGACGGCCCGAGUGCGACGCAAAUACGGAAUUUGGGCUUGCUUGGCAAGAAGGAGGAUACGAAAAGGGUCCUAGGACGUUAG
Molecule: messenger RNA, 312 nt
Organism: Hirsutella rhossiliensis
Lineage: Eukaryota; Fungi; Ascomycota; Sordariomycetes; Hypocreales; Ophiocordycipitaceae
Product: NADH:ubiquinone oxidoreductase subunit
Exons: 3
Coding region: 1-312 (103 amino acids)
Biological process (GO): mitochondrial respiratory chain complex I assembly
Source: RefSeq, a predicted model, not a curated record